CCACACACAUCAGUUCCUGUCAGAGCCAAGAUGUGUCGCCAUGGAAACUGCUUGGCAAAUGCUGGCAGGCAGAGGCGGCCAGCAGCCGCUCGCACUACCCAGCUCCCGGCACCCGCUGAAGUGACACGAGCUCGCCUGGCCGUGUGUGGACUGUGCACGGCUAGGUGUCAAUAGAUGCUGAGGGACCAGACGAAGGCGGCCUGUGGUUGCUGUCCCCACCCUCCAUGUGCGACUCCUGGCCAAAGACAGCCACUGCCCAGGGUGUCAGCGGAGAAGUUCCAGCACAAGGCAGAACUGAGCCACACGGUCUGUCGGUUCAGUGUCCGUCUCCUGGGAGCCCUGAGUAGCUACUCCAUCAGCCUGAGGGAAGGUUCUGGAAGAGACCGUGGCUGUCCCCUGGGAGAUUCAUGGGCCAGAGAAGGAGCUCCAGGGAGUGGCCAGGGGCCACACACACACCAUGCUGCAGUGCAGACCCCCCCAGGAGUUCAGCUUUGGGCCCCGGGCCCUGAAGGAUGCCCUGAUCUCCUGCGAUCUGGCCCUGAAGCAGCUCUACACCUCAGCCUUCUCCCCAUCGGAGAGACUCUUCCUGUCUGAAGCCUACAACCCGCACCGGACCCUCUUCAGCACACUGCUCAUCCACUCAGCCUUUGACUGGCUCCUGAGUCGCCCAGAGGCCCCUGAGGAUUUUGAAACCUUUCAUGCUUCCCUGCAGCUCCGGAAGCAGAGCCUGGCCCGGAAACACAUUUAUCUGCAGCCCAUAGAUCUGAGUGAGGGGCUGCUGGGAUGCCCCCUGCUGGACCACCUCCGAAGCUGUGCAGAGGCUUUCUUCCUGGGCCUUCGUGUCAAGUGCCUGCCCUCAGUGGCCGCUGCCUCCAUACACUGCUCCUCAAGACCCAGUCAGGACACUGAUGGGCUCCAGCUUCAUACAGAUGGCAUCCUGUCCUUCUUGAAGAACAACAAGCCAGGAGAUGCACUGUGUGUGUUGGGCCUCACACUGGCUGACUUGUACCCCCAUGAUGCCUGGACCUUCACCUUUGGCAGGUUCCUUCCGGGGCAUGAAGUGGGCGUGUGCAGCUUUGCUCGGUUCUCUGGGGAGUUCCUGCAGGCCGGGCCCAGUGUUCCAGACCCAGCUCUGCUGGAGGCGGCAGCAGAUGGCCCUGAGACACUGCCACACGAGGGAGGCCGGACCCUGUGCUUCAGCGCCCUGGGCAUGGUUCAGUGCUGCAAGGUCACCUGCCAUGAGCUCUGCCACCUCCUGGGCCUGGGGAGCUGUCGCUGGCUCCGCUGCCUCCUGCAGGGUGCACUUAGCCUGGAUGAGGCCAUAAGGAGGCCCCUAGACCUCUGUCCCAUCUGCCUACGGAAACUGCAACACCUCCUGGGUUUCAGGCUCCUGGAGAGGUAUAAGAGACUCCACACUUGGACCCGGGCGACGGUGGAGAUGUGGUCUGGCCAAGAGGCCGGGGAACCGUCUGUGUCAGAGGACACCCUGCCCUUCAGUGCUGACUCAGGCAUGGGCUGCGAGAGUGACACAGAGCCUGUCACCAGCCCAUCAGAGCCAGUAACCCCUGAUGCGUGGAGUCAUGUCUUCCCUGAAGGGCCUGAACCGGGGUCUGAGGAUGGCCUGAGCUCUCUGGUGGCCUCAGAAGUGUUGCUGAAACUCGGGGGCCCCGUGGAGGCCAUCGAGGAGUAUGGACAGUGGCUGGAUGCAUGUAUCCAGGCCCUGGAGAGGGAAGUGGCGGAAGAGGAGCUGGUCCAGGUUGAUGCAGCUGUGGAUGCCCUGGGCCGGUGGGAGAUGUUCACAGGGCAGCUCCCAGUCACCAAGCCGCACCUGCCCUGUGGCAAGGACAAUGUGGGGCUGCGCAGGGUCCUGGAGGACAAGUUAUUUUCCCUGAGGCGGCGGCUGAGCUCUCGAAGACUUGCCAAGGCCAGUUCUUCCCACUGCCACCGGGGGACAGAGAAUUAAUGCAGAGAGAUGGACUAUCCAAUACAGUGAAGUCAGCUCCUGGCAUUUUUUUUCUGAAGAUACCAACAGACCAUGCCUGCCCAGUGACUGAGGGCACUCUGGUAUCUUCAGGGUUAAAAGAAAUGUCCGCCGGGUGGUGGUGGCGCACACCUUUAAUCCCAGCACUCGGGAGGCAGAGCCAGGCGGAUCUCUGUGAGUUCGAGGCCAGCCUGGGCUACCAAGUGAGUUCCAGGAAAAGCGCAAAGCUACACAGAGAAACCCUGUCUCGAAAAAAAAAAAAAAAAAAAAAAAAAAAUGUCCCCAGAAGCUGAAGAAAAGCUCCUUGGGUGCUUGACUACUGAGUCCCCGUGUUAUGUGGUCUGAAGCUAUGGCUGAGGCAGGAGUUAGCCAAAUGCUUCUUCUUCCCUACAGGAGGGGCUCUGGUCUGUCUAAUUACUCACAGCCGGAGCUCUGGACCACCCGAUGGCACGGGUUAUGUGGCUAUGUGUAUGUUUCUCUGUGUGUGUCUGUGCACAUGAGUGCAGCUGCCUAGAGAGGCCAGAAGAGGGCGUCUGAAUCCCUGGAUGCCAUGACGGGAAGUUGUGAGCCACCCUUUGUGGGAGCUUGCAAUUGAACUCAGGUCCUCUGCAAGUGCUGAACACACCUUUGAUGUCUGAGCCAUGUGUCCAGCACUGUCUCUUUUCAAUCUUUUGUCACUCACACGGGGUUCUUUUCUGUGGCUGGAGGGAUUUUCUCCUAGAGAAAUUUGUGCCCUGUGAGGUUGGCCAUUUCUUCAGAAAGAAGUGGGGUGAUGGGGUGACUAGUGUGCAGGUUCAUGGGGUUGGGCAUAGAAGGCAGAGCUGCCCCUUCUCCAGCCCUGAGGCUGCUGCUGCUGCUGUCACUACCAGUUAGGCCAGUGUGGAGGUGGCGGCUCGGCUCUUCUUUGAUGGCAUUUUUCCUGUCUCAGUCUAUACACUCCUGACAGAAGAAGGGUAUUAAAAUUAUUCAUCCACA
Molecule: messenger RNA, 2956 nt
Organism: Peromyscus maniculatus bairdii (prairie deer mouse)
Lineage: Eukaryota; Metazoa; Chordata; Mammalia; Rodentia; Cricetidae
Source: RefSeq, a predicted model, not a curated record